This is a messenger RNA of Tetranychus urticae (two-spotted spider mite), 1304 nucleotides long. RefSeq lists its product as uncharacterized. Lineage: Eukaryota; Metazoa; Arthropoda; Arachnida; Trombidiformes; Tetranychidae. The record is from RefSeq and is a predicted model, not a curated record.
UAACAUUGAUAUAUUAAGUAUGUUAACAAGUAAUACACAAAUCAUUACAUUAUACAAGCGAAGCCAAACCAUGAAUUUGACUAAAAAUGAAGUGAGUUGCUAACUUGUAAGUAAAAUGGUUAAAUAAACAAUGAAUACUGGACUCCAUGGGAACUGAAUUUUAAAAUGACCGCUUGAAAUUUAUCAGUGAGUGUUUCGAGUUUGCUUGCUUCGGUUUUUCAAGAUGAAUUUUUGAAUUUUCAGAUAAGGAACGGCCACUUUUUGUCCCUUGUGGUCACUUUUUAGUCACUUGUUCUCCUUCUUUGACUCCUUUUGCGUCUUGUUGGUUUAAAGUUUGGCUUAUUUUUGACUCAUUUCUUCUUUGCUUUCAAACCUUUUUCAUUUAACGUUAAAUUUUUGUAAACUUGUUGAUAAAAAAGUUAAUUCAUCAUUUCUAUCAUGGCAAAUAGGAAAAUCGACGCUAUCCCAGAUAAAAUUACCUUAAAAGUAAAGCUCGCUCAGGAAGAUUACCACGAUCUGGUAAUAGAUAUGUCAGAUGAAAGUGGCCCAUUCAAAGGGAAACAAGUGAUUAAUCAGCUUUCAUCAAUUACACGAAUCCCUUUAUACUAUAUCAACUUGGUUUGGAUCCUUUAUACAGCGGAAGAUUCCGUUUUCAUGCUCAAUGUUAGAGAUCGACAGUCUAAUUCAAACACUGAUGAAUUGACCAAAGGCCGUUGUGCUGCAAAUUUUCAUAAUGGGGACUGUUUCGCUCUCGAAACACAGAUGCAUUAUUUACAGGAAGAAUUUAAGUUUAAUUUAAUUUUGUAUUGCCAUGGACUGUUUGACGAGUUUGAUUGUACUUUCGAAUAUUGUCGAUAUCACAAUACUAGACCGUUUUUAAAUAGACAAAUAUCAAUCGCCACUGACUCUGAGUUACUAAUGAUAGUACGAACCAGGAUGGAAGAGGCUAGAGGAGUGAUUAAUUAUUUCGAUCAAUUGAUGGAAAUUUUCAGCGAUUUAAGCAUCCGACACUUCACUUUCAAUUCAAUAACUAAGUUUUGCCGUUCUCGAAACCAUGCAGGACAAUCCGCUAUAGAUUUACCUCGCUAUACACGAGCUCGUGGCUAACUUUAAACUGGAAUUCACCAUCCGAACAUGUGGAAAAAUUCCGUUUCCUUGGUAAUGCUGCUUUUUGAGAGGGAUUGCUGUACGAUAAUCGUCUUACGACUCUUCUCCUCUUUUAUUUAUAACAAACAUACUUCAUUGAUUGAUGUAUUUAUUUAUUUUUUGAUAGACACAUUUUGAUAGUUAAUAAAGAAAUUUAA